AUGAAAUGGGACGAGCAAAGCUUUAAUAAAUGCAUCCAAAAAUUAAAAAAUAUGCACUCACUACCGAAUUUAUUUAUUCCUGCAAAUUUUGAACUUCCAACGCUCAAAUUAAAAAAAGCUGAAGUGCCAAGUGAUGAAAGAUAUAGUGUAGCUGAAAUUGAAAGUCAAAUUCUUUUAGGGAAAAUGACAGAAAGAGCAAAUAAAGCAACUGUAAAAAGGCAUAAUAAAUCAAAAGAAAUAAAAAGCCUAAAUAAAGAGGCUAGAAGAAAAGAGAUGAUGCAAAUAACUGCAGAUAAUUUUGAACUAUGAAAAAGAUUGCACAACAGAAAAUCGUCUUAUGAUAUAAAACAGCUGAGGAAGGACCGUGAACAAAACGAGCAAUAUAUCACACUUAGAUGCGAAUAUCCUUAUGUUAUUGGCCCAGUGUUAUCAAGUGAUAAAACUUCAAGCACAAAGAAUUUCAAUCAUAAAAGGAUAAAAUUAAGCCCUAUUGAUGGGGAAGAAAAGCAGCUCCUAUUCAAAAAAACUGGAAUGAUAUCAGAAAAAUUUUUUUAUGUUGAAGUAUAUAAAAAGAAAUCGUAAUUUUAAAAUAGAAAUGCUUGAAUUCACGCUUAUAAUGGAGAAACUUUAAUUUAUACCCUAAAAAUAAGCUUAAACGAAUUGAAAAGCAUUAUUGGAAAAUCCCGGGAUUACGAAAAACUUCUAAAGCUUUUAAAACUAGAAAAUGAUGAGCUUAUUUUGGAUUCUUAA
Messenger RNA from Blepharisma stoltei, 750 nucleotides. The record is from the annotation of a GenBank genome assembly. NCBI's taxonomy places the organism in Eukaryota, Ciliophora, Heterotrichea, Heterotrichida, Blepharismidae.